Cinclus cinclus is the source of this 630-nucleotide messenger RNA. RefSeq names its product large ribosomal subunit protein mL50-like. Gene Ontology annotation, cellular component: mitochondrion; mitochondrial large ribosomal subunit. The transcript is spliced from 2 exons. The record is from RefSeq and is a predicted model, not a curated record. Lineage: Eukaryota; Metazoa; Chordata; Aves; Passeriformes; Cinclidae. The coding region runs from base 5 to 514 and encodes 169 amino acids.
CAGCAUGGCGGCGGUGCGGACGCUGUGGGUGGCGGUGCGGCGGAAGCCGAGGCUCAGCCCCGCGGGGCUCAGGGCGUUGUGGGGCGGCCGCAGGUACCCACAGGGCACAGGGUGGGGGAAGGAGGACAGAGAAGUGGAAGCAGACCGAGCAGUUCCUGAGAAGGAGGAGAGGAGUGAGCCAAGCCUGAUCUGCCCCCCACCACGCAGCCGGAGUUACCUCCCUCCUGAAGACCUGCAGAGCCGCCUCGAGUCCCACGUCAGGGAGGUCUUUGGGCCCUCUCUUCCUGAGGACUGGCAGCAGGCUCCCCUGCAGGAGAACAGGCUGAAACAUCGCCUGCUGGCCCGGCUGGCAGCAGAGCUGGGACACGCUGUCCCCAACUCCCAGCUGCACCAGAUGCGCUGCGCUGGGGACGUGCUGGGUUUCUAUCGCACCCCCGUGAAGGACCGGACCAAGAUUGAUGAACUCGCAGCUGCAGAGCUGCCCCCAAACCUGAAAAUCAUCUGGCAGCAGUGAGUCCCCCCACGGAGCAUCCCCGUGGUGUCUGGCUUAUGCUGCAGGGCAGCAGCAGAGUCCUCUCGUUGGGUGAAAUCUGUGAAUUUCACUAAUAAAGGUUCACUGAGCUGUGCUGA